This is a messenger RNA of Rubroshorea leprosula, 1649 nucleotides long. NCBI's taxonomy places the organism in Eukaryota, Viridiplantae, Streptophyta, Magnoliopsida, Malvales, Dipterocarpaceae. The record is from the annotation of a GenBank genome assembly.
GAAGAGAAUAUAUCAUUUUGCAGAUUCUCUCGCCGGAAUAUUCCCUCCUCUCAGGUCAGAUCAGGUGAUUCUUCUUUGCGGGCAAGAACCAACUCUUGGGGUUUUAAGAUAGGAAGUCAGUUGAGUUUGUGUGGUCAUGCACCUUGUCCGUGAGAAUCUAUUUAUUGGGAACAUAACAGAUGCUGCAGAGGUCCUCCAAAAUGGUAGCACCCAGAUCACACAUAUACUAUCAGUUUUGAGCUCUGCAUCAAUAUCUUUUUUCACUGAAUGGCGUAGCAGUCUCGCAAUUCCUAGUAAGGAAAUUAAGAAGGUUUUUGUAGGCGGGUGUGGGUCUGAUGGUGGUUCAGCUUCUGCUGAUGAUGAUUUGGUUGACUGUUCUAAGAAUUGUUUGUCGCCCCAGAAGCUGUUGUACUUGUUGGAAUAUGCUGGAAAGGAUUUGACGCUGGUUAGAAUGGCAGUGCCUAUUCGAGACAUGGAAAGUGAGGACUUGUUGGAUUAUUUGGAUGUCUGUUUAGAUUUCAUUGAAAAGAGUAGGAAAGAGGGAUCUGUCUUAGUGCAUUGCUUUGCUGGAGUGUCUAGAAGUGCGGCUAUCAUUACAGCAUAUCUGAUGAGAACUGAACAAUUAUCUCAAGAAGAUGCACUUGAGUCUCUGAGGAAAAGCUGUGAGUUUGUUUGCCCCAAUGAUGGCUUUUUGGAGCAGUUAAAAAUGUUUGAAGAAAUGGGCUACAAGGUUGAUCAUUCCAACCCCAUAUAUAAGCGAUUUCGCCUGAAAGUGUUGGGUGAUUCUUAUAACCGUGGGGAGAAAAUAGACAGUUCUAAAUUAGGUGCCGAUCCUGGUAUGCCUAAAGAAGGUUCCUCUGUCUCAGAGGCAUCUUCUAAGGAAGGAAAGAAUCACACUGUUGCUUACCGAUGCAAGAAAUGCCGAAGAGUUGUGGCGUUACAGGAUAAUGUUGUGGAUCAUAUUCCAGGAGAGGGUGAGACAUCUUUUGAGUGGCACAAACGGAGGAGUGGCAAUCCGUUUAACAAGUCUGCUGAGAGUGAAUGUUCAUCAAUCUUUGUUGAACCUUUGAGGUGGAUGACUGCAGUUGAAGAAGGUGCAUUAGAAGGGAAGUUGUGCUGCGCUCAUUGUGAAGCUCGCUUGGGUUACUUCAACUGGUCAGGCAUUCAAUGCAGCUGCGGAAGCUGGAUCACCCCCGCCUUUCAGCUCCAUAAAUGCCGAGUGGACAUCAGCACAGUUUAAUAUUCACCAUUCCACCAGAGCAACAGAUGUUCCCUCAACUUAACCCCUCCCGGACUACCACGUUUGUCAAAAGGUCAUUCGAAUAAUAUGGACCUCUCAUAUAAAACAUAUAACAUCAAAGCCGAGGUAUUGUUUAUAGAAGAAAACUAGAAAAAGAGCUGCAAAAAUGUUUGUUAUUUUUGCUUGCGGCUUGCUGAGGUGCUGCUGCCUUGCCCUGCAACGUCAAGUAAAAUGCUGGCUUAUUUUGUGCAAUACAAUCCAAGUUUUUAUUUUGGCUUUGUGGACUUGUGGACCAAUUUGCUUGGUUAUAAUCUGGUGUUGCGGUUAAGCUGUCAUGGAUAUGUUUUGCACCUCAGCCGUUUCCCCUUGUAUUAUCACUUUAAUUUAAUUAGCUCCUUGGCAAUUUUCC